AUGGCGGAUUUCUUGCGAGGUCAUCACGCACGCAACCCCCCAAUCGGGGAGGUGCCGGUGCCUCAUGGACCCCAUAUGGCCGAGGAGGACCAACAAUACCCUCCGAGAGGCUCUACCGACUAUGCUACCGACCAGGAAAAGCAGAUCUUCUCCCACCUGACCCAUCCGGAUGACUCCUAUACUCCCGAAGGUGUCUACUGGGCUGACCUGCCCCUCGCCCAGCGCUUCGCCUUUGUCAGCGAAGUCGACCGAGCCGAAGCGAAGACCGAAGCCAAGACUGUCCUCGCCAUGAUGAAGGAGGACCCUCUCAGCCCCCUCGCCUGGUACUUCCGAAAUGCAAUCCUGCCAGGUGCUGGUCUUGGCCUGGAAGGCUACGUCCUCUUCUCCAUCGGCAAUCUCCAGCCAUUGUUCGAGGCUGCUUGGCCGACAUGCUGGCCCAAGACUGGCACUGAGUGCAGCCGUAACUGGGUGUAUUCUGUCACUUACCUGGAAAUCAUCGGCAUCAUGGUCGGUCAGGUUGGCGUGGGUAUCAUUGGCGACUGGAUAGGACGGCGAUGGGGUCUCAUUCAAGACGCUGUCGUCAUGCUCAUUGGUCUCAUCAUGCUCACGGGUUCUUGGGGCCUAACUCUACAGGGCUGGGUUAUCAUGUAUGCCUGGUCUCUGUUUGUAUACGGCAUGGGCGUCGGUGGCGAAUAUCCCAUCACGGCUACAUCGUCCAUGGAGAACGCCGUAUCCGCUGGCAAGCUAUCGACUAGAGAUGACCGGCUUCACCGUGGCCGAAAGGUUACCAUGGCCUUCUUGAUGCAAGGCUGGGGACAGUUCGUCAACCAGGUCGUGCUCAUCGUCCUCCUUUGCAUCUUCAACCGUGGCAGUGGCGGCGAGCCUCCCUACUCUAUCUCUGCCGCCCAGUUCACCUUCCGGCUAUCCUUUGCCUUUCCGGCCAUUGGAACCCUAUGGCUUACCUACUACCGAACCUGGAAAAUGAAGAAUUGCGGCAAACAACUCGACAAGGCCAAAAAGAAGGCCAAGGUUACAGGGUACGACGUGAAGUCGCUCAAGAUGACCUGCGGCAGCUUUGGUGGGCGGUUGUUUGCAACUGCUGGUACCUGGUUCUGCAAUGAUGUGUUCUUUUACGGCAACAAGCUGUUCCAAAGUCGGUUCAUCGGCAUCAUUUCCGACAACCCGAAAUCCCUCUUGACCAUCUGGUCCUGGAACUUGGUCAACGUCGUGGUCUCUCUGUGCGGAUACUACGCCGCAUCGCUCUUAAUCGACAAUAAACUGUACGGCAGAAAGAACAUGCAGCAGGUUGGCUUCUUCAUGUGCUUUCUCAUGUUUGUCAUUCCCGCUUUCAACUACGGUUACUACACCAGUGCGGCAGGAAUCCACGCCUUCCAGGCGAUGUACUUCCUAUCCUCCUUCUUCAACCAGUUCGGGCCGAACUCGGUCACGUUCCUGGUCGCCGGUGAAGUCUACCCCACCCAGGUCCGAGCCAGCGCCCACGGUUUCUCGGCCAUGAUCGGAAAGUCCGGCGCUCUUCUCGCCUCGGUCCUCUACAACUACAUUGGAGAUCAAACCAAGUUCUACGUGAUUCCAUGGUUUGGCCUCGCCGGUAUGCUGAUAACGUUUAUUUGGCUUCCCGACACCACCGGCCUGGAUCUGAAGGAGCAGGAGCGUCGGUGGUCGUAUAUCCUGCAGGGGCGGGAACACGAAUAUCACGGUAUUGCUGUCCACCCGCGCCAUCUCUCACUCUGGGAGCGCUGGACGGGUGUUGGAAAGAAUUACCACCCCGAACUGGAUACGAAGGCCAAGAUCCGAGAUCUUCGCUCAGACUGGGAAGAGCGUGAAGCAUCGCGGACCGCAAGCGAGGCCGAGUCGGCUUCUAUCGAUAACGACGACGAUGAGUUCAACCAGCAAAUCCACGACUACUUCAAGGGAAACCCCGUCUCCACGACCUCGAGCUUGCUGAAGGGUGAAAAGUCGAAGGGGAUUGAUAGCUCACCGUCGGCAUCUCAGAAAAGCAGAAGUGAUGCGACAGCAACGGAUCAGAUCUCAAACGAGAAAUCUUCCUAG
Messenger RNA from Anthostomella pinea, 2070 nucleotides. NCBI's taxonomy places the organism in Eukaryota, Fungi, Ascomycota, Sordariomycetes, Xylariales, Xylariaceae. The record is from the annotation of a GenBank genome assembly.